Molecule: messenger RNA, 3913 nt
Organism: Notolabrus celidotus (New Zealand spotty)
Lineage: Eukaryota; Metazoa; Chordata; Actinopteri; Labriformes; Labridae
Gene: susd6
Product: sushi domain containing 6
Exons: 7
Coding region: 289-1449 (386 amino acids)
Source: RefSeq, a predicted model, not a curated record
GAGGUAGCCAUGGAGACCGCGCGAGAGCGAGGGGGCAGCUGCUGGUCGAGUUUCCGCACACCUCGAAUACAGACGGAGAGGACGAGGGAACAACAGAGCAGCUCUUUACGGACCUACACGACGAAAACAUUAGACCUUUUAGGAGUUAUUCCAACACAUUUACCUCUGGGUGUCUCCAUUCUCAACGGCCUUUAAUGCCUCGAUUGUGAAACGUUGAGAGGAGGGCUUGCUGGUAACCUUUACGUUGGUUAAGCCGUAGAGGACUCUCGCUGGUCGCCGGAGGAAAAGAUGUGCGAUGGAAUGGUAGCGUUUCAGACGAGAGCCCCGUCCUCCUCUUCCUCCUCUUCUCCUCUAGCCCACAGGCUGGCUGCCUCUGUGCUCCUCCUCCUCUUCACCCUGCUCCCUCAUGGUCACGCAUCAGGUUGUGCGAGGCCACCCGGCGUGCAGCACGGAGACCUGGUGAACCAGACCGAAGCCAACCGGGGCUCGUUUCCCCCAGGCACCCUGCUGACUUAUGGCUGUGAGCCGGGCUACACUGCAGAUGGACCCACGAGCAUCAUUUGUACUAGCUCUGGAGCCUGGUCCCAUCAGCCUCCGGGCUGUGUCAGAAGCAGCGUUUGUUCCCCCCCUACUGAACCAGAGAACGGGGGCUACCGCUGUCACCCGUCUCCUUGCCAUCGUCUCACCCAGAAGACCGUCAUCGAGUACUUCUGUGACGAGGGCUUCGCUCUGAAGGGAGACUACAAGUUCCUCACCUGCCAGAACGGCGAGUGGGACGGUCCCAUGCAGAUCAGCUGCCGACUCACGCAAGACAAGGAGCCGAGCUCUCCGCUGGGUAUACCAGCUCUGUCUAUCGUGGCAUCCACCGCCAGCUCUGUGGCUCUCAUCCUGCUUUUAGUGGUGCUGUUUGUUCUUGUACAGCCUAAACUUAAAUCCUUCCAUCACAGCAGGAGGGAGCAGGGAGUCUCAGGCCAGUCCAGCUCCAUCAUGGUGGAGGGCGUCCAGGUGACACUGCCCUCCUACGAGGAGGCUGUAUAUGGAAGCGGUGGACCCUGUGGGGCCUCAGGUCCUCCUCCUUCACCACCACCUCCCGCUGCCCCUCCAGAGUCCAGAGUCCCCAUCGUGCUUUCUGAAGGUCUUCCUCAGGGAGCCACAGGAGGCCAAGGCCCCAGCAGAAGCCGCCACCACAGAGACUUAGACUUCUGUCUCCCAUCCACGUCCUCAUCAUCGUCCUUCUCCUCCCGCCGUCACGCAGAGACGGUGCUGGUUCACCAGGCCCCCUCCUCUUCUUCUUCUUCAUCGUCAUGGGCUAGAGAGCACCCUGGGGGUGCAUGCGCAGGCCCCCUACCUCUUCGUAGAGACUCUGAGAGCAGCGACCAGCACAGUCUGCUCUCUGUCACCUCUGCAGAUGAGUUUUCUGAUGAUAUUCCCCUGCUGAAGGAAGCAUGAAGUCUGCCAGCCUGCUUUCAGCAUCAGCAGCAGCGGAGGACCCUGUUUCCCCGAUCUCUCACUGCUGACCAGGACUGACUGUGGCUGUCAACUCACUUUCCCUGACUCCCUUCAGCAGAGAAAAGACUAGAACUAUGCUCACUCCCUCCCUCCUCCUCCCCCCAAUGCAACCUCUUCUGCCACCGCUGCCAAUGCAGAGCAAAACCAACAACCAAUACUGACUGCAUCACAAGCGAUGAUGAUGAUGGAGCACCACUGGACCCUGCUUCAGGAUCAAACUGCAGAUACACAAAGUGGUGCCAGCUCAACAUAAAUCCUGUAGAUCCUAUAUAUAUGAGUAAAACACACACUAUAAGUCAAGGUUGUGUACCAUAGGCCAUGUAUUACCAUACACGUACCUCCUCCCAGGUGUAGCUCUCUAUAUCAACAUCGCUCAGAGGCUUCAUGGGAGAAGGCUAUAGCAACCACGACACAUCUACUCUGUCUGGGAUUACUGCGGAUAUAAAAAAAAUAGAUAAAUGAAAUAACUUGUAAUGUUCGCUCCUGAAGCUGCGGCGCUCAGAACCCCGAAUCGUCUUCCCGCUGUACUUGAAGAGUUGUGAGUGGUGGCUGGGUUUUUUAAAUUUUUUUCUUUGUGAAUGCUGCAUGUUGUUUUUAGUUAUUGCUGUCACAGCACGGUGGCCCCACUCUGAAUGAAGCAUGAAGCCUUUCUCCGUCUCUCACUCUCACUCCUUCUCUUCUUUUGCUUCCUGUGUUUUCCGGGGCGGCGUCGAGCAUAUGGAUUAGUGGGAUGGAGAACCACUUCACAAGAGCUAAAAGCAGGAUGCAGCGUUUGACGGAGCACCAUGUCACAACUCUUAAAAGAGCUGCUCCUUUCUCUUCUCCUGUUGCCAGCUGCGCCCCUGAAUUUUGGAAGGUGCUUCUUCUGUCAAACGAGUGGGAUUGAUUGGUGUUUUGGUGCCAUGAAUGUGCGAUUCGUCUUACCUGAAUAAGCCGAGGGAGACAUAAUGUCACAUUCAGAGUGUGGGCUGAGGACAGGGUUGUCUUUAAACAUGGUGAUUGGGCACGUGACUGAAAUUUAAGGUGGUUUCAUUUUCUUCCCACUCUAUUUAUUGUUUGGUGUGUGGCUCAGUUUGCUGCAUCUGAGUGCAUGUGUGUGUGCGUGCGUGUGUGUGUGUGUGUGUGUGUCAGCCAUUUUCUGAUUUUGCCUACUUUCACAUCAGAGACUGGCCUCACAAUGUCCCCCCGUCUUACGCCACAGGAAAAAUCUCCCUCCCAGCACUGAAUAAGUCACAUGAACAAAUCAGCGUCAUUUCAGGCAACCGGUCCAGCACACAAUGUGUGUAUUAUUCAUCUGCUCUCCAGCUAGAAUAUUUAUCAUUUCUGCUGAAUGGCUGGAAAACACGAGUCUCCUCAGAGGAACCGGCUCUCACCCACCUUCACACUGUACUGAAGACUCUCCAUUUUCAUGCUUUAUUGACACAACUGCAACUGGUUGCAGUGAAAGGAUAAGAAAGUUUUUGUUCUAUAGCACCCCCCCACUCCCACUACCCACCCACCACAUCCACUCACUCACCCUCCCAACGCCAAGUGCAGAUUUCAGAGAGAGUUGUGUUAUUUUGUUAGAAAAUCAUCCUCUGUUUUCAUCGCCACUUGAAAAAAGCUAUGGUGGUUGAGCUGGUCACCGUGGAAACAGCAUGACUCUGGAGGAUCCUGAGAAUUACUUUUUAAAGCUUUGCUGCUCAGAGAAAAAAGGAAAAACGGAACAAUCUGUCUGAUAUUCUCAAUUUUCAUUUGGCAUUCGUGGCUGUGUGUCAGUGUCAAUGGCUACAUUAAUAAUGCAAACAAUGUUGCCUUAGACUUGUACAUUUUCUUUUUUUUUUUCUCCUUUUUUUUGGAUGUAUAAUCUCAAGCCUCUGCGUUGGUUGCUUUACAGUAUUGCAACGUGUUCUGUUUUCCCAAUGGCCUUACUCUGUUCUUUUCUAUUCUAUGCAUAAAACUGUCUUUGUGUAUUUAUCAAUGAGUUUACUUUUAGUUGUGGACACAGCUAAACGAAUGUCCUGUCCUCUGUCCCCCCCUUUCCAGCUACUGUGAUGACGAUAAUGAUGAUAAUGAUGAUGACCAUGAUGAUGAUGAUGAUGAUAAACCUAUAAGCACCUAUAUUUCACUAUUCUUUUGCUUCUCUUUUGCUACAAGGCAUUAAAGUAUUUUGGGAUUAAAAGGAGAAAAAAAAGCAGAGAUUACCUUUGUGUUCAGCAGCACUGUUGUACAGUGUUGCUUCCCAGAAAAUAACAGGUUGAAAAAAGUACACAUCUUGAUUCUUAGUUUCAAUGCUUUCAGCUUUGUUUUUCCUCUGUACAUGGCAGUGGGUGUGAAGAUAGUAAUUUAAUAUUUGUAUAAAGUUUAAUUUAAUUUUACAGUGUGUAUAUAACUUUCUAAUUAAAGCUUUCUUUUGAAUGUGUAA